This is a messenger RNA of Alosa sapidissima (American shad), 3759 nucleotides long. It is a transcript of the gene fgfr2, whose product is annotated as fibroblast growth factor receptor 2. Gene Ontology annotation, biological process: protein phosphorylation; fibroblast growth factor receptor signaling pathway; multicellular organism development. The coding region runs from base 821 to 3349 and encodes 842 amino acids. NCBI's taxonomy places the organism in Eukaryota, Metazoa, Chordata, Actinopteri, Clupeiformes, Clupeidae. Gene Ontology annotation, cellular component: signaling receptor complex; membrane. The transcript is spliced from 18 exons. The record is from RefSeq and is a predicted model, not a curated record. Gene Ontology annotation, molecular function: fibroblast growth factor receptor activity; ATP binding; fibroblast growth factor binding.
GUGAAGUGAAAUGCGCACUACAUUCGAGCGCUCGGAGCGAACACUCGGGCUCUGGUAGAAGCACUGCGGAAAGCUGCGGAACCAGGACUUGUGAUUGGCGGAGAAAGGCAGAGUCGAAAGAGUAUAGUCAGGAAACAGCUCCGAUUUCAGGGGGGAGUGACACUCGCGGGGGUUGGAGGGAGAGUGAGUGGGGACGUAAGACGAGGAAAAAAGUCAGUAAACCUGACAAAGCGUCUGAGAACAGAACUCAGGAUUCUCGGAGGGGUAGACGAUCUGCCGUAAGGAAUCCUCGAAGUUUGUGGAUUCUGGGUUUGUUUAGGAGGACUUGUACUCGCUCUUUUGCCCAACACAUUUGUCUGUCCGAGGCUGCGUAUCUUCUCGUUUUAGAUGAAGCCUGCAGAACCAGGGAAUUUGACAACUUUUGGUGAUUGGUGAAGAGGAUAAAAAGUUCCGCGGACGUAUGUGUUUUCAAACUGUCUGGGAUUUACACAACAUUCCAGGAUUCAUGCGGCACACUGAUCAUGAGAGGGUUUCGGAAUUCCUGCGUUGUUCUGUCGUGAUUUGAGGCGUUCAACUCCGCGGAUUUUUUGGGAGUUAAGAAUUCGUUGCUUGGCAUUUUUGUUGCAGUUGGGGAGACGUCGCCCCGUCGGGACUACACACAUUCUUCUUGCGAUCCGGCCCAUGCACUCGCCUGGCUCCCUCAGUGCAUGCGGAUCGCGUCCCGAAAGUGUUUGGUCCGCCGAGUCCAGGUGAUUGGAGGAAAUUCCUGUGAGUGACAGGCCAGACCUCCUGCAGUUCAUGUUCGGGUGGAGUUCCUCAGAUGGGAUCAGUGUCCAGGGGGAGGCCGAAGAGGGGGUCAUGGGUAGACGCACCCUUCAUUAACGGGAUGUCCGCCGGAUGGGCGUGGUUGCUGGCAGUGCUCCUCCUGUCCCUGGGCACCGGCUCCAUGGCACGGCCGCCCUUCCACGCGGCAGAGGAAGAGGAGGCCACGCUGGAGCCUGAAGAGACACCGACCAAAUACCAAAUCUCUAAGCAGCCCACGCUGUGCUCGGUGCCACCGGGCGAGUUGCUGCGCCUGCACUGCCCACUGCCCGAGGCCGCUGCCGGCCACAUCUCCUGGACCAAAGACGGCGCGGCGCUGGGGCCGGACAACCGCACGGUCAUCCAGCAGGAGCUGCUGCAGAUCCGCGACGCGGCGCCCGCCGACUCGGGCAUGUACGCGUGCAGCGCGCUCGGGGUGCAGGGCGGCCAGACGCUCUGCUUCAUAGUGAACGUGACAGAUGCCAUUUCGUCGGGCGAUGACGAGGAUGACACGGAACGCUCGGAAGAUGUGGCCGUGGACGGAGAACAGAUGCGAGCGCCCGCUUGGACGAUGCCGGAGAAGAUGGAGAAGAAGCUGCACGCGGUGCCGGCGGCCAACACGGUCAAGUUCCGCUGCGCGGCGGAAGGGAACCCCCGGCCCAAGAUGCGCUGGCUGAAGAACGGCAGACCGUUUCGUCAGGAGGACCGCAUGGGCGGAUAUAAGGUGCGCCAGCAGCAUUGGACGCUGAUCAUGGAGAGUGUGGUGCCGUCGGACAAGGGCAACUACACCUGCCUGGUGGAGAACGAGUACGGCGGCAUCAACCACACGUACACGCUGGAUGUGGUCGAACGUUCCCCUCACCGGCCCAUCCUUCAGGCGGGCCUGCCAGCAAACAUCACGGUGCAGGUGGGCCAGGACGCCAAGUUUGUCUGCAAGGUCUACAGCGACGCCCAGCCACACAUCCAGUGGCUGCAGCACAUCACCAAGAACGGCAGCCGCUACGGCCCCGACGGACACCCUUACGUCCGGGUCCUCAAGACCGCAGGUGUUAACACCACGGACAAAGAAAUCGAAGUCCUCUACGUGCCCAAUGUCACUCUUGAGGACGCGGGCGAGUACACGUGUUUGGCGGGUAAUUCUAUUGGGAUCUCCUAUCAUACUGCUUGGUUGACGGUGCUUCCAGUCACCGAGGAGCCGGCUCAACCUGUGUUCCCGCCCGACUACGUGGAGAUCGCCAUCUACUGCAUCGGCGUCUUCCUCAUCGCCUGCAUGGUGGUGAUCGUGCUGGUGUGCCGCAUGCGCACGUCCACCAAGAAGCCCGACUUCGGCGGUCAGCCAGCGGUCCACAAGCUCAGCAAACAGAUUCCCCUGCGUCGCCAGGUAACAGUGUCGUCGGACUCUAGCUCGUCGAUGAGCUCUAGUACGCCGCUUGUGCGCAUCACCACGCGACGGAGCUCCGCACACGACGACCCCAUACCUGAGUAUGACCUCCCCGAGGACCCGCGCUGGGAGUUCUCCAGAGACAAACUCACGCUGGGCAAGCCCUUGGGGGAGGGCUGCUUUGGCCAGGUAGUCAUGGCCGAGGCUUUGGGCAUUGAUAAGGACAAACCCAAGGAGGCCGUCACUGUGGCUGUGAAGAUGCUCAAAGAUGACGCCACAGAGAAGGACUUAUCAGACCUGGUGUCAGAGAUGGAGAUGAUGAAGAUGAUCGGGAAACACAAGAACAUCAUUAACUUGCUGGGGGCAUGCACGCAAGAUGGCCCUCUCUAUGUGAUAGUGGAGUACGCGUCGAAGGGCAAUCUGCGGGAGUACCUGCGGGCGAGGCGGCCUCCGGGGAUGGAGUACUCGUACGACAUCGCCCGCGUCUCUGACGAGCAGCUUACCUUCAAGGACCUGGUGUCCUGCACCUACCAGGUGGCACGAGGCAUGGAGUACCUGGCCUCGCAAAAGUGCAUACACAGGGACCUGGCAGCCCGGAACGUUCUAGUCACCGAGAGCAACGUGAUGAAGAUCGCCGACUUCGGCCUGGCCAGAGACGUGCACAACAUCGAUUAUUACAAAAAGACCACCAACGGUCGUCUCCCUGUGAAAUGGAUGGCUCCGGAGGCACUGUUCGACCGGGUCUACACACACCAGAGUGAUGUCUGGUCGUUUGGGGUGCUCAUGUGGGAGAUCUUCACCUUGGGGGGGUCGCCGUACCCGGGCAUCCCUGUGGAGGAGUUGUUCAAGCUGCUGAAAGAGGGCCACCGCAUGGACAAGCCCGGCAACUGCACCAACGAACUGUACAUGAUGAUGAAAGACUGUUGGCAUGCCAUCUCCUCCCAGAGGCCCACCUUUAAGCAGCUGGUGGAGGACCUGGACCGGAUCCUCACCCUAGCAACCAACGAGGAGUAUCUGGACCUGCGCGCUCCUCCCGAGCAGUACUCGCCCAGCUUCCCAGACACACACAGCUCCUGCUCGUCCGGGGACGACUCGGUCUUCUCCCACGACCCGCUGCCGGAUGAGCCCUGCCUGCCCAAGUACCAGCACAUCAGCUCCAAGACAUGAGGGCGCCCCCUGCAGGAGGAAAUGACAGCCGGGGCGGGGGGGGGGGGGGGGGGGGGGGGGGAACGGCACGGCCACGUGCCUCAGAGACACACACACAAGCUUCCCCUGUGGGCUGGAACUUGAAGCGCAAGCUCCAUGGGGCACCACCCCGACAAAUCCCAACCCCAACCCCCCGACAACACCACCCCUACCAGCACCAGCACCACCACCACCUCCCUCAUUUCAACACAAGCCAAUAAGUGCUGUGCCUCCACCCGGCCAUGAUGUUUUCACUUGACAAUACCUCUUGUAUUCCGUAAUCGCUUCAUAUGAAUGUGCAUACAGUGUGGGCAAAUCUCACAUGCAAACAUACACACACACACACACACACACACACACACACACACACACACACACACACACACACACAC